AUGCGCCGGCCUAACACUCCUUCCUUUGCUCUCCUUUUCUUCGGAUACGCGGCUGCUCAGAAUGCUACUACAGCCAGCACCGCUCUGUCCGCGACUUCUAGCGUCUCAGCUUCCGAGUCGUCUGCCUCUGCUUCGACCGUUCUGACGCCCACGACCACCGCGACUCUCUCGGCGAUACCCUCUUUCAGUGACGCACCCUCGGCGAUCUCUGUCACUUCUUUCACUCAGCCGUCCCCCAGCGGAAUAGUGACGGACAGCAGUGUCGCCAGCAUCCCGUCGACUUCUGCCGCCACUUUCGCCCCUUUUUCUCCCGUGCCCUCGCCGUCGACCGGAGCAUCUAUUCCGGGCGUUUUCCCUGCCACUUCGCCCGACAGCCCUCCGCCCGUCGAAAGCCCCGGGCUUGUCCCGGACUUCUCGGCAGCAUGGGCCGCUGCGUGGUCCAAAGCGCAAGACAAGGUUGCGACAUUGGACAACAAGCAGAAGACCAACCUCACUAGUGGACAGGUCGGGCUCACUGGUCGGUGUGUGGGGCAGACAGGUUCGGUACCGGGAUUGCCAGAUACUGGCCUUUGCCUGCAAGAUGCGCCCAUCGGUGUUCGAAACACAGACUUUGUAACUGCAUUCCCUUCUGGAUUCAACACAGCGGCAACCUGGAGACGGUCUCUCUUCCGUGCGCGCGGCUUCGGCAUCGGGGAAGAGCAUCGCAACAAAGGUGUGAAUGUCGCUCUAGGGCCGAUGAUGAACCUCCUGCGCACACCUCUCGCUGGAAGGAACUGGGAAGGCUUUGGCGCUGACCCGUAUCUUGCUGGCGAAGCGGCGUACGAGACCAUUCUGGGAAUGCAAGCAGCGGGAGUACAAGCCUGCGCGAAGCACUUGCUGCUCAACGAACAAGAAACGUUCCGCAUGCUCAUCUCAUCUCAGGCUGAUGAUCGCACGACCCAUGAGUUGUAUCUCAUUCCAUUCAUUCGUAGUGUCAUGGCCGGUGUCACGAGUGUCAUGUGCUCAUACAAUCAACUCAAUGGCACAUACGCGUGCGAGAAUGAUCGCCUUCUCAACGGCCUCCUCAAGAGUGAAUUGGGCUUCCAGGGCAUGGUUAUGUCGGACUGGCUAGCCACACACUCGACGAUACAAGCCGUCAACUCUGGACUUGACAUGGAAAUGCCCUUUAACAUAUUCCUUGACGGCUUACUUCAACUCGCUAUCGACUUCGGCUUUGUCGCUCAGUCUCGCUUGGAUGACAUGGCUACGCGCAUUCUAGCGGGCUUCUACAUGCUUGGCCAAGAUAACUCGUCAUACCCAGCACUGAACUUCAACCAAAAUGACGUGACUGACGACGCCACCAACGAGCAUAUCGAUGUUCAAAGCGAUCAUGACGUGAUCGUCCGCGAGAUCGCGACCUCGAGUAUUGUGAUGCUCAAGAAUAACGGCGUUCUGCCGCUGCAGGCUCCGCGCAGUAUGGCGGUUAUUGGUUCGGAUGCCGGCCCUGCGCGCAACAAGGGGCCUAACGAGUUUUCUCUGCGCAUGGGCGAAGAUGGCAUAUUGGCGGAAGGCUAUGGAUCUGGGACUGUGUCCAUGACAUACCUUAUCUCUCCAUACGAGAUCCUGCAAUCCCGUGCUCGCUUGAACCGGACCACGUUCGAGUGGAUGUGGGACGACAGUGAUACUUCGGCGGCAGCUUCGUAUGCUAAGCAGAAGGACGUCGCCAUUGUAUUCAUACAAGCUGAUGCUGGGGAGGGCUUCGACCGUCUCAAUAUGGAUCCCGACAACGGUGGAAAUGCGCUUGUGAAGGCUGUCGCAGCGGUCAACAAGAACACAAUCGUCGUGAUCAACUCUGCCGACCCACUGAUUCUCGACUCCUGGAUCGACCUGGCGAAUGUGUCCGCUGUGCUUUGGGCAGGCGUCUCUGGACCCGAGGCUGGGAAUGCCAUCGUCGAUGUGCUGUACGGUGCGGCAAAUCCAUCGGGAAAGCUGCCGUUCACUAUCGCGAAGGAGAAAAGCGACUACAACACGGCGAUCGAGCUCAUAACGGUCGAUUAUAAGGAGGCUCUCAAUAUCGAUUACCGCCACUUCGAUUCCGCUGGUAUUGAACCACGCUUUGAGUUCGGCUUUGGUCUCAGUUACACGACAUUCGCUUACAGUGACCUCUCCAUUACCGCUGUCACUGGCGGGGAGGAUAACGACGCUGACAUCGAGGCGACCUGGGCAAGCGGCCAACCGACGCCGAACGGCGUGGGCUCUUCCACUGCCCUUUGGCUCCACCGACCGGUGUACCAGGUGUCUUUCACUGUCACAAACACAGGCGAUGUUCCUGGGACUGAAAUCGCCCAACUCUACCUCAACCAUCCGUCUUCAGCUGGCGAGCCUCCCUCCAUUCUCAAAGGGUUCGCCGACGUGACAGUCGUACCCGGCGCGAGUGAGACCGUCACAUUACUUCUCUCACGCUUUGACCUGUCCGUCUGGGACGUCGUAAGCCAGUCGUGGGUCAAGCCAUCCGGUAGUUAUGGCAUCACGAUCGGCGCCAGCAGUCGUGAUUCUCGUUUGAAUGGAACGCUCUCUAUUUAG
Messenger RNA from Peniophora sp. CBMAI 1063, 2562 nucleotides. The record is from the annotation of a GenBank genome assembly. NCBI's taxonomy places the organism in Eukaryota, Fungi, Basidiomycota, Agaricomycetes, Russulales, Peniophoraceae.